This is a messenger RNA of Poeciliopsis prolifica (blackstripe livebearer), 654 nucleotides long. RefSeq lists its product as uncharacterized. The transcript has a single exon. NCBI's taxonomy places the organism in Eukaryota, Metazoa, Chordata, Actinopteri, Cyprinodontiformes, Poeciliidae. The record is from RefSeq and is a predicted model, not a curated record. The coding region runs from base 1 to 654 and encodes 217 amino acids.
AUGUCCGCCGCCAACAUGUCCGCCGUCAACAUGUCCGCCGCCAACAUGGCCGCCAACAUGGGCGCCAACAUGAGCGCCAACAUGUCCGCCGCCAACAUGGCCACCAACAUGGCCGCCGCCAACAUGGCCGCCGCCAACAUGUCUGCCGCCAACAUGGCCACCACCAACAUGGCCGCCGCCAACAUGGCCGCCGCCAACAUGUCUGCCGCCAACAUGGCCGCCACCAACAUGGCCGCCACCAACAUGGCCGCCAACAUGGGCGCCAACAUGGGCGCCAACAUGUCCGCCGCCAACAUGUCCGCUGCCAACAUGUCCGCCGCCAACAUGGCCACCACCAACAUGGCCACCACCAACAUGUCCGCCGCCAACACGGGCGCCAACAUGGCCGCCGCCAACAUGUCCGCCGCCAACAUGGCCUCCACCAACAUGUCCGCCGCCAACAUGGCCGCCAAUAUGUCCGCCACCAACAUGUCUGCCGCCAACAUGGCCGCCGCCAACAUGGGCGCCAACAUGUCCGCCGCCAACAUGUCCACCGCCAACAUGGUCGCCACCAACAUGGCCACCACCAACAUGGCCGCCGCCAACACGGGCGCCAACAUGGCCGCCGCCAACAUGUCCGCCGCCAACAUGGCCGCCGGCGGCUCUAAUUGUUGA